This is a messenger RNA of Stegostoma tigrinum, 1882 nucleotides long. Its product is annotated as histone H1-like. NCBI's taxonomy places the organism in Eukaryota, Metazoa, Chordata, Chondrichthyes, Orectolobiformes, Stegostomatidae. The record is from RefSeq and is a predicted model, not a curated record. The transcript has a single exon. The coding region runs from base 36 to 659 and encodes 207 amino acids. Gene Ontology annotation, biological process: nucleosome assembly. Gene Ontology annotation, molecular function: DNA binding; structural constituent of chromatin. Gene Ontology annotation, cellular component: nucleosome.
UUUGACAGAGAGAGAUUCAGCGCAGAGUUCCCGACAUGAGCGACAGUGCAGCCGCCGAAACCGCUCCUCCAGCCUCCGCCAGCACCAAACCCAAGUCUCCCAAGAAGAAGAAGGCGACAGCUCCCAGGAAGAAACCAGCCGGUCCCGGGUUGGGCGAGCGGAUUGUGAAGAUUGUCGGGGAGAACAGCGAUCGGAAGGGAACGUCUCUGGUCGCUAUAAAGAAGGCGCUGCAGAGAAGCGGGGUCAAUGUGGAGAAGCAAAAUGCACAGAUCAGGAUGGCUGCCAAGAGGUGCCUGGCGAAAGGCUCCCUGGUUCUGGUGAAGGGCCAGGGCGUCUCCGGCUCCUUCAAACUCGCAAAGAAUCCAGUCAAGACAAAAGUGGGAAAGAAGGCGAGACCAGCAGCAGCCGCCAAGAAAGCAGCCGUGAAGAAAACAACGAGCAAGAAGGUGGCAGCGAAGAAAGCGACAGGCAAGAAAGCGGGCGGCAAGAAGGCAGCAACGCCGAAGAAACCGGCGAAGAAAGCAACGCCGAAGAAAAAGACUCCCGUGAAGAAAGUGAAAAAGACCAAGAGCCCCAAGGCCGCAAAGCCGGCCCCGAAAUCGGCGAAGGCAAAGGCCAAGCCCAAAGCGAAAGUGACCAAGAAAGCAGCAAAGAAAUGAUGCAGUCGGUGUAACAUGUAACAACCUGAACCCAAAGGCUCUUCUCAGAGCCACCACAUCUUUCAGGAGAGAGCUGAGCCCGGAUCAAAUGAUCCCUGUCCUAGCUCCGAGUGCAGGAAUAAUUUAGACACUGAUUUAUGUGAAUAACCGUUCCGUAUUUACCUAUCGGAUUUACACUCAGCCCCUCUUCCAUACUCUACAAUAUGUGAGUGUGAGGUCCUGCUCACAUAGACCAUAGGCUCUAGUGCUUUGUCAGUUCAUGUCAGUCUGCUUGUCACACAUGCAGGGAGAGAGUCUCAAAGAGUCAAACACAGGCUCUGAAACCCCUCUUCACCACACAAUCCUCAAGAAAUGAUUUUGUCUCAUUCAGCUGGGGGAAUAGAAACUGACGUAGAAAUGGAAGAAACCGUGUUGUCUUGUUAAGAAAGGCCUGAUCAUGGGCGUUUAAUUGUAUCACAACUGCUUUGAAAAAAAGUCCCUGUUUUUAUCUGCUUCGAACAUGAAGCUCGAGAUCGCAGUUCUUUUGCCGAAAAUUGUGUUCACUGCAUUGUGGAGAAUAGUUUUAUUUACAGAUCCAGUUGGGGGCUGGAGUUAGCAUAUAUUGCUGUAUUUGUAUUUCAUUAACCGUUACAGGAAUGAUAUUUCUUUCAGUUUUGAUUCUGGGACAACUGUGAAAGUUUUAAUUUACUUUCCAUCAGCCUGUUGCAGGAAGCAACGCCAAAUUAUCUUGGGACUAAUUAUAACCUAGGCGAAAGGUAGAAAUGCCGCUAAAUUGAGUUUGUGUAACUUUAUUCGUUACACUGUGUUGCACCAUAUUAGCUUUUAAAAUGCUUUAUUCGGCGGUAUUUAGAUGCAUUAACGGCAGUUAUACGUUCCGUUCAUCAUGUUUGUCCGGCUGUAUUACACGCCCUCCCCCUUUCCUCACGCCUGUUACAGACAGAUGAGGCAGUCCUGUCGUCCUGUCUCCGCUGAUGUAGAGUUUAUUCAAAAAACUUAGUUUGCAAAGUACACGAUUUGAUCGGAGGCGGACUUUAUUAUCCUUUUAAAUAUUUACUUUAAACUCAGGAUCGCGAGGGUAAAAUCGGCGGGCUUUUUGAAAGAGGCCAACUGUCAUUUCAAGUUAACCAAUCAGCCUCCAAAAAAUAUUAUUCGGCCUUUUCUGUCCCUUCCGGAGCUGUUUCUCAGGGGAUUGAGGGACGGGACUGUAUCCAAUCCCAGCUCUA